AGAUCAGUUUGUGCAUUUAAACUCAAUGAUCUAGUUAACUCAAUCCAUGGUGAAAUUAUUUAUAAAUAUUGAGAUAUUUUAGUCUUUUUCUCAAACAAAACUAUACAUACCUUGACUCAAAAGUGUCGCAAAUCAGGAUAGCAUCAUAACCCUUGUUUACAGUUUUUAGUAAAAAUAAUUGUGAAUUAUUUUUUACAGUGCCCAUACGUAAACAUCACAUUGCAAGUAUUGUCAUGGCGGUAAGCUUUUGACACAAAAGUGAAGGAAUGAAGGAAUGAAUGAAUGAAUGAGAAUAAGAACAGCCCUACCAUUUGUCUUAUCUAUUUUCUUCCUGUUGUGGUUUUCAGUGGUUGAUGAUUUCCUUUGUCAGAGUGCAUCACACGUAGACCAUCUAGAUGCUUUUAUUGUUUUAGUCACAAAUAGUUUAGCAUAAGACGACAGCAUAACUCACAAUGCCUGGAUUUGGUUACUAUUAUGUUUGGCUCUUUCUGUUUGACAUUUUUACGAGAGAAACCCUUGGUGUCACAGUGCAGACGGGCUUAUACAGUCGAGUUGAGCUGACAGGAGAAAACCUGGAUCAUCAUACUGACCUGAAGUCUGUGGAAUGGACCAACCUAAACAAAUCCUGUCUUUGUCUUCAGUUUGUUAAAGAGACUGGUAACAUAACAAACUACAGUCCUUGCUGUGGAAAAGCUCAUUACUAUUUCAACAAUAACACUCUCAUUUUAGAGAAUGUGACAGCACAGGUUCAAGGAGUCCUUAUGGAAAAUAUAGUUAAUGGAAGUGGAAUUACAAAAACAUUCAACAUUACAUUUACAUUAUAUAUUGCAUAUCCACCAAAUGCAAAAGGAAUUGGGGUCACCUGGACCACCAACACAUCUGUGUCUCUCACAUGUGAAGUGACCGCAAACUUUACACACAUAAUGUGGAAGAGAGAAGAUUCUCCCAUUCUAGAAGACACCAGACACUCAUUGAGCGAAAACAACCAGACUCUAAACAUCAGCAGUAUGACCAGAUCAGAUGAUGGAAAAUACAGUUGUGUGGCGACAAAUGCAUAUGGAAAAUCAGAAACGCACACAAAUGUUAUCUGUGAGAAAUGCUUCAUGCACGGUGAAAACCCAAUUUCAAACUUCGGAGUCGGACUGAUCAGAUCUAAACGUGGAUUCACAUUCAUAGGCCUUUUGGGAUUGUGUAUAUGUUCUGUAUCAUUAACAAAUAGCUUCACUGACUUCUAAAAAUGUUUAAAGCUAUUCUGUGUACUGAAACUUGAUUCUUUGUAAACAAGCGGAAAUGGACAUUUUUUUG
This is a messenger RNA of Paramisgurnus dabryanus, 1305 nucleotides long. RefSeq lists its product as uncharacterized. NCBI's taxonomy places the organism in Eukaryota, Metazoa, Chordata, Actinopteri, Cypriniformes, Cobitidae. The record is from RefSeq and is a predicted model, not a curated record.